AACUAUAAAUUAUAGCGAAUAAUUGGUUACUGCAAUUAUUUCUUUUCCUGAUGUAAAUAGGGAGAGUUGUAUUAUAUCAAUUAGUGAAUAUAUAAGCACAUAUCGAUUUAAUAACAAUAUUAACACAGUAAUAUAAUUUCAAGUAUUAUGACGGUUAAUGUAUAAUGUGUCAAAAGUAAAAUGCGCACGUAUUGAUUUAAAAAACGAGAAACAACAGAACAAUAUUAACGAGGUAAUGAAAGACAACGUAGCUAAUGGGACACCCGAUACCUUCGUAUUGCAACAAAAGAAAACUCGACUAAUGAUUCCGCGAAACGCGAUUUUAUUGCGGAUAACGACAAAACGUAGCCGCGAUGCGAUAUUUAAGUGCAUUUUUAGCGUGCUAUUGUUAGCGUGGUGGCGUGAGGAAAAUGCGAUCGGAUUCAUCGGAGCUUCCGCGAUCCGUUCAGGAGAAAAUUAGCGCCGUCGUAGUGGGAGCGAGGACGGGCACGCGGAGAGGGACGAACACGCAGAACACAUGUGUUUGCGAGCGAGUGGUCGCCGAGGGGGUGAGAGACAGCAAACGGGACGAGAAGGAGGACUCCGUAAGCUCGGCACUCCGGAUUUACGUUUCGUGUUCGCCAGUCGCGCUCGCGGUACCCAACGCUCGAUCGGCAGACCGAUUUCUAUAAGCGGCCGAGUCGCCCGAACAGAUCGAGAGAAACAAAUUGCAAACCGCGGUCGAAUCGCAUCGGGAGAAGAGAUGAGUCCGGCCGGUAUGAAGAUGAUGUGCCUGAUCCUGGUAGCGAUCGGUCUUACGAACGGAGACAAGAUCGACGUACAUAUUCCAUGCGGAAACACAUCAGAUUGUAGGAGCAUGCCGACAUUACCGGUGGAUGCUUUUUGCAAAAACGGAUAUUGCAUGUGUCCGAGGGCAGACACUGAUGUUCAAUUUUGCUCUAGUAUCAAUGGAUCUAUGCAUGAAACUAAAAUUACAGGUCCGUUAGUCUAUCGAACGUGCAAACACGAACAAGACUGUAAGUUCCCUGGAGGAACCUGUAAUAGCACUAUUCGUCAGUGCGUCUGCUUAAAAAACUUCGUGCCGUCGAGUAACAAGCAAAGCUGUGUCUCAAAGGCUGACUCGAUAGAGGCUUCUUGCACAGAUGAAAAUCAAUGUUUAGCGUUUUCAGCAAAUACUACUUGCGAGAACGGCAAAUGCGUUUGUAUAUCUGGUCAUCAUUACAUAGACAACGCAUGCUGGAAAACAGUCGGAUACAAUGAGUCGUGCACGAAAAACCAGGAAUGCUCGCAUAUCCAGGGUGGUGUCUGCAAUGACAACAUGACAUGCAGAUGUGCGGCCGAAAUGGUAUUGAAUACGACAGGCGACAAGUGCUUAGCGGCUGCCAAAAACAUACAGGACGAAUGCGUAGAGUCGAUACAGUGCACGGCGACGUUCGAGUUCUCGGUUUGCGUUGCUAAUAAAUGCCAGUGCGAGCAGAGUUUUCAUUACGAACACGAGCUGACGAGGUGUUUCCCCAACAAAGCGAUCGACGAGGAGUGCGCGAACAAUUACGAGUGUUAUCAGGCCGAGGAUUACGAGAAUGAUCCGCCGAUCAAGUCUGUGAUUUGCGACUCCAACAGAUGCACGUGCGCCGAUAAUUUCGUCCUGAGUGAGAAUAAAUGCGUGACAAUGAAGAGCGAUGUAAGCGCUGGCUCGUCCUUCGCGCUGGCCUUGUCGCUAAUUGUGCCUGUGAUAGCGCUGACUUUCCUUUCGUAAAGCGCAAAGUACGAUUUCGCCGAAAAGGUAUACUCAAUACGUCGUUGUAAGGUAAAUUAAUGGAGUUGAAUUUCCGAUGAUCGUAACAUCGUGCGUGCGAAAGGAAAAAAACAGAAUCUCAAGGAUGAAAAAACGCAAGUAGAGUCGGCAAGGAGAGAAUUAUUUUCGAAUUAUUUACUUGCGAAUUGUAAUUUACGUUAAUUAUUUUUUGCAAGACUUCUCUUAAGGACUUUUAUUAGAGGUAUCGCAAAUUUCUCAUGAAAAAUGAAAAUAUGGCGUUAGUACGCACUGAUCUUACAAGAACUUCCUGUAUAAAUAUGUGCGCAUGUGUUCGUGAGACUAUCCUAAUGAUAGUUCGAGAAUGAGAAAGGGAAACAGGAAUGAAUGGCAUUGUUCGAUGAUGGAUUAUAGUUUUGUUUACGUAGAUUUGAACACUGAGAGAAAAGUAUUUGCAUCCCAAAAAAAAUUUCUUAUACAUGAAAUUCUUUCAAUCUUAGAAAAUUUCACUCUUAUUUAGGCCUCAAAAGGCUUUUCCGCCCAAAAUUACGAGAAAUAUAGUAUAAAUAUAAUAUUCUUACAAACAGAGAAAUCUACUACUCAUUGUUUCUUUUGUGUUGCACGUAAAAGGCUUUACUUUAAAUGAACAUAUUUUUUUAUAUAAAACAUAUUUCUCUUAAUACAAGAAAGAAACAGUUAGAAUAAUAUAUUAACUUAAAUUUACGAUAAAUGCUUUACUUUAUUGCAAAAAGAAUAUGUUUGUUGUAAACAGAGAGACCCGGACCGAACCGGAACUGGAACCCAUAACCAUUUCAUAACCGGUUUUUUAGUCGGACCAAAACCGUAAACCAUAACCGCGUUCUGCUAAAUUUACAGCACCGAAAUCAUAAUCAGAACUAUUAAAUUAUUUCCGUUUUACGGUUUUUUCGAUAUAUUUUUUCGGUUCUUGCAAUUUAUUUUUACAUAAUAUUUUCAUACUUCUAAUGCCGAACAUGAUUAUUUAGCCAAUAAUUAUCUGUUACUGUGGUAAAUUCAUCUUCGAAGAACUAAAACUAAAGCAAUAAUAACUGUAAGACCAUCAAAUUAUUAAUAAUUAUAUUCGACAUCCUAUGUGACUAAAAUUAAUAAUUAAACUUUUAUAAUCAAAUGAUAACAAAAAGAAAGGAAAAUCACACUAUCAACAUGUAAUUUUUAAUGUUUAAAAUCAAAAAUCAAAAAUCAAAACUGUAGCCGGAAAAAAAACGAAAAAAACCAGAAUUUAAACGGUUUUAGAUUCUUGCAUUUGCCAAGGGAUCGAAACUGAAACCAAAACUGGUUUUAAAAUAUUUUUAUUAAACCGUAAUCAGAACCAAACAAUAAUUUGAUUCGAUCCGGGUCCCUGGUUGUAAAACAUCUUUAACAAAUUAUAUUAAAAUAUAGAUUAAUGUACAUUAAUAAUUUUGUAUAGUAAUUUGUUUGAGUACACUCUUUUUUUGUAACUGCUCACUGAAUUUUCAGAAAAUUUAGAAUCAGUCCAAAUUUGGCUUCUCUGUAACUUCAAUAAGUAUUGACGAGAGGCCAACAAUCUUUGGCGGAAAAUAUAAAUUUAGCUUCUCAGCGGAUUUUUUCUUGGGACUUUUAGUCAUUGACUUGAAAUGUUGGGGAAGGCUUGAUAGCAGUCCCCUGGCCACGCCAUUGGUAAUAACUACGUACACGAAACUGCUAAUUAUUUUAACGAUUAUAGUCGCAAAUAACAGAUACUUUUCUCUCGUGAAUGAUUGUCGAUCUGCAAUGUAUUUAAAAUGUAAUAUAUGUAAACGAUAAAGUUAUAGCUUCACGAACGAAAUGAUAUGGAUAAUAACAAUAUCUCUUUACAAGUGCAAUGUAAAAAUUAGCCACAUUCAUCGUUUUUAUUUCCAUCAUUAAUUGCCAAGGCUGUAAUUUCCGUUGCGUAAAACCGGACGCGAGAAGAAAAAAAGCGGCGGUGCAAACGAAACAAUUACAAGCGCCGUUGUAAUUGCGCAGCACAAAAUGCUCGCGGCGGAGGCAAAGGCUCGAACUAGGCACUGAUGUAUUUGAAGCCUUCUACUCGCGUGCAUUUAAUUAACGAGGUUAUUAAUGUACGGAUGCUGAUGUGUUCCAUACCGCUAUUGUUUUUAGAAUGAUUCCAAGUGGGAAUAGAAUACAUUAAACCAGUAUUAAAUCCGAGAUGUCGAUUUUGUACAAAAAAAAGGAAAUUUCAGAUUUCCUGGAUUAAUAUUAAAAUAACAAUGUCAAUAUCACAGUACUAGCCCAAUAUACAAAGAUGGAUAGAAUUCACGAACAAAGAAAACGUUUAGUUGUUUGAAUUCUUACUUUCUCGUACAUUUCUGCUUUUAGACCAAAUUA
Messenger RNA from Monomorium pharaonis (pharaoh ant), 4120 nucleotides. RefSeq lists its product as uncharacterized. The record is from RefSeq and is a predicted model, not a curated record. The transcript is spliced from 7 exons. Bases 518 to 1756 code for a protein of 412 amino acids. Lineage: Eukaryota; Metazoa; Arthropoda; Insecta; Hymenoptera; Formicidae.